GCCAACUAUAUGAUCAUAUUAUGCCAUCCAUCCAGGAGACACUAACCUUUUCAAAUAGAUUUCCAAUUAUUGCGGAGAGAAGUGUAGCUGUGGCAAAUCAACAUAGAUAACGCUUUAGUAUCUCAUUUAAUCUCAUUGUUGUCUAUCUUCAGGUAAAAUACGUUAAUCAACAGUUCGAGUUAACUUGGUGAAAGUCACCAUUUUUCACAAUAUAAGUGUGUUCAACAAAUUUUACAAGAUUCUGUUUAUCAUAUGUAAGCAUUGCUGCCUUAGUUAAUGCUUCUCAUACUCAUUAAUGUUUGCUGAAUGACAGCAUUCCUGUAUAGUUAUAUACGGGCUCCUUAGCGACUAUGGGAAGCUUAAAUCGUGAAAACGUGAAAAACACAAAGAAUGCUAUAAGCGAAAAUCUCAACAACGCAGGACGGAAUAUUCAACAGACUAGUCACGCUGCAGGAGAAUCUUUGCAAGAAAGUCUUCAAAACAUCGGCAAAGCUAUAGACGAUAAAAUUAAAGGUGCAGACCAAGCUAUCCACAACACCGCCCAAUCAGCAAGCCAAUACUGGCGAGACACCGAGGCAGCUGUAGCUCAGAAAGUGCGCGAGACAGAAGAAGCUGCUGAGGCUAAGCGAAGGGCUUUGGCUCAGGGCCUGAGGAACACUGCUCAGAACAUCGACGAAAAAAUCAAGGAAUCCGAAGAUGCAGUUCAGAAGAGGGCUAAAGAAGCUGCGGAAGCUGCUGAAACUCAAAGAGGAGCUCUUGCUGAGGGUGUGGACCAUAAAAAGCAGGAAAUAGCAGAGGGCGCUCAAAACAUCGCUAAAAACAUCGAUGAUAAACUAAGAGAAACCGAAUCAGCUAUCGAGAAAAAAGCACGUGAAGCUGCCGAAGCUGCCAAAACUGCAAAGCAGGGAGUAGCUCAGGGAGCUCAAGACAUUGUUCGAAACGUAGAUCAGAAGCUCAGAGAAAGUGAGGCAGCAGCUGAACAAAAAGCUAAAGAUUCUGCCCGGGCUGCUGAAGCUGCGAAGCAAGGGUUAGUCCAAGGAGCGCAAAACGUCGCUAAGAAUAUAGAUCAUAAGCUCAGAGAAACUGAGGCCGCAGCUGAGCAAAAAGCUAAAGAUACGGCCCAGGCUGCUCAAGCUGUGAAGCAAGGGUUAGUCCAAGGAGCGCAAAACGUUGCUAAGAAUGUAGAUCAGAAGCUUAGAGAAACUGAGUCAGCAGCUGAGCAGAAGGCUAGAGAGGCAGCUCAAGGAGCUCAGAAUUUGGCACACAAUGUAGGUCAGAAAUUAAAGGAAACAGAAUCUGCGGCUGAGCAAAAAGCCAGACAAGCUACGCAAGGGGUUCAAAACUUAGCCAAAAAUGUUGAUCAGAAGCUCAGAGAAACUGAGACUGCAGCUGAGCAGAAAGCUAAAGAAACAGCUCACAAGGUGGGACAAACACUAAAGGAAACUGAAGCUGCUGCAGAGCUAAAGGCUAAAGAAGCUGCUCAAGCAGCUGAAGCCCAAAGACAAUCCUUAGUUGAGGGAGCUCAGAACUUAGCUGCGUAUGUUGACCACAAACUUAAAGAAACUGAAGCAGCAGCUGAACAAAAAGCUAGAGAUGCAGCACAAGGGGCUCAAAACUUAGCCAGGAAUGUGGACCAGAAACUAGAAGAAACUGAGGCUGCAGCUAAGCAGAAAGCUAACGAGGCUGCUCAAGGCGCUCAAAAUCUAGCCCAGAAUGUAGGUCAAAAACUGAAGGAUACUGAAGCCGCAGCUGAACAAAAAGCUAGAGAAGCUGCACAAGGGGCUCAAAACUUAGCCAGAAACGUAGACCAGAAACUCAGAGAAACAGAGGAGGCAGCUGAGCAGAAAGCUAAAGAGGCAGCUCAAGGCGCUCAAAAUUUAGCGAAAAACGUAGAUCAGAAGCUCAAAGAUAGUGAAGCUGCUGCUCAACAAGCGAAAGAGGUAGCCCAUGGUAUGCAAAAUGUAUCUAGAAACGUAGCCCAAAACAUCAAUAACACAGUUCAAGAAACUGUAAACGCAGCUCAAAACGUGGCCCAGAACGCAGCUAGAAGUGUAGAUAACAAGCUUCACGAAACUGCUGCAACUGCAGAAGCUAAGCGUCAAGAAUUGGUCAAGGGAGCUCAGAAGUUAGCUCAAAGUGCAGCUAGGAAUGUAGAUAAUACGCUCAACGAAACUGCUGAAGCUGUGGAAGCAAAGAAACGAGAACUCGCUCAGGGAGCCCAAAAUACUGCUAAAGCUGUAGAUCAAAGAUUGCACAAUAUUGCUAAUGCUGGCGAAGCUGAAAGGCAACGAUUGGCACAAGGGGUGCAUAACAUUGGAACUGCGAUUGGAGGUAAACUCCACCAAACCGCCCAAGAUGCAAAUCAGGGUUUCCACAACGCAGAAAUCAGCCUUGAUAAUAAAGUACGAGAAGCUGGCCAAAACCUACAGAAUUUCGGUCAGAAUGUCGACAACAAACUGAAAGACAUGAGUCAGGCUGCAGGCAACAAACUUGAAAAAGCAAAACAAAAUAUAAGUGAAGACAUUGACGAAAGCAACAAGAGGAUACAUGCUGGGCUGGAUGAAGCAUCAGAUAUGACGAAGAAUAUACUAGGGAAAAGCCUAAUACCGAAAAACUAACUACAUAAAAUUGUCAAUUAUAGAGGUCUACAUGCUGCAUUUGAGUUUAUUCUGGAAGCGGUCCAAUUUUAUUGCUAGACUAAACGAGUGCCUUUUGCUAACUUUCAACAUGAUACCAUCACCGGCUGUGCGCCUGAGUAUCUACCUAUUAUAUUUAUCAUAAACAAAAAAGUGCUAAGAUAGCUUUUCGUCCUGUUCAUGUUACAGCUUCAAACAAAUACCACUACAAUGUUGGAUCUCCUAUAGACUGAAUUAAGAUUACAUAUACUGAAUUCUAAAUUACACUAAUCAAAAGUGAUUCCCUUUUACACAAUCAGCUUCAGUAACUAGUUGGUAAAGCAAUAUGAUCAUGGAUAAUGUUUCCACAUCUCUAGUGGUAUUUGACACCUGCAUAAAUGUAUAUUUAAAAAGAACACAAGUUAUAUAUUUCAGCAUUGUUCAAUGUUUAUACUAUAGAUGCAGCAUAGUAUUUUUGCUAACUUUCUGCUAAUAAAAAUAUGUUUCUAUGUUUGUACUGUUUGUAUAUUUUUAAUGUAAUGUUUAUUUGCAC
Messenger RNA from Acanthoscelides obtectus, 3168 nucleotides. Lineage: Eukaryota; Metazoa; Arthropoda; Insecta; Coleoptera; Chrysomelidae. The record is from the annotation of a GenBank genome assembly.